CCCGCCUUCCGGAAGGAAGCGCGGGUGGCUGACCAUGGCGACCGCCGCGGAGCAGUGGGUUCUGGUGGAGAUGGUCCAGGCGCUCUACGAGGCUCCUGCUUACCACCUUAUUUUGGAAGGCAUUCUAAUUCUCUGGAUAAUCAGACUUCUGUUCUCUAAAACGUACAAAUUACAAGAACGAUCUGAUCUUACAGUCAAGGAAAAGGAAGAGUUGAUUGAAGAGUGGCAGCCGGAACCUCUUGUUCCUCCCGUCUCGAGAGACCAUCCUGCGCUCAACUACAACGUCGUUUCCGGCCCCCCCAGCCACAACAUUGUGGUGAACGGAAAGAAAUGUGUCAACUUCGCCUCCUUUAAUUUCCUGGGGUUGCUGGAUGACGCUCGGGUCAAGGCGGCGGCUUUGGCGUCUCUGAAGAAGUACGGCGUGGGCACUUGCGGGCCCAGAGGAUUCUACGGCACGUUCGAUGUGCACUUGGAUCUGGAGGACCGCCUGGCAAAGUUCAUGAAGACGGAAGAAGCCAUCAUCUACUCCUACGGGUUUGCCACCAUCGCCAGUGCGAUCCCCGCUUACUCCAAGAGAGGCGACAUCGUGUUUGUAGACAGAGCUGCCUGCUUUGCCAUUCAGAAAGGGUUGCAGGCCUCCCGGAGUGACAUCAAGUUGUUUCAGCACAACGACAUGGCCGACCUGGAGCGCCUGCUGCAGGAACAGGAGACGGAGGACCAAAAGAAUCCUCGCAAGGCUCGGGUCACCCGACGUUUCAUCGUCGUGGAAGGGCUGUAUAUGAACACGGGGACUCUCUGCCCUCUCCCGGAGCUGGUAAGCCAGCGCGCUCGCCGAGCGCGGCAGUGCUCGGGGGCGGUUCGUGGGCCUGCACAUCUCCGCGCGCACGGUCCCGCGUCCCUCGUAGCGCGGGUCGCAGUCCGUGGCGGGGACGCGCCGCGCGGCUGCUGCGCGGACAGACUGGACCGCCGCGCUCCGGCUGCUGCAGGCGCCCGCGAGCUCGCGAACGCGCCCUUGCUUGAAUCCCCGUUUUCAGUCUCUCGUGCGUGCUCGGCCGCACCGUUGCCGGAUCACGUGAUUGAGGAUAUCGAUCUCAUCAGCGCCAACAUGGAGAACUCGCUCGCUUCUGUUGGAGGUUUCUGCUGUGGCAGGUCGUUUGUGAUUGACCAUCAGCGACUUUCCGGCCAGGGGUACUGCUUUUCAGCCUCACUCCCCCCGCUGUUGGCUGCCGCUGCGAUCGAGGCUCUCAAUAUCAUGGAGGAGAAUCCAGGUAUUUUUUUAGUUCUGAAGGAAAAGUGCGAACGAAUUCAUAAAGCUUUACAAGGCAUUUCUGGGUUAAAAGUGGUGGGGGAGUCCCUUUCUCCAGCGUUUCACCUACAGCUCACAGACAGCACCGGGUCUCGAGAAAAAGACGUUAAACUACUUCAGGAGAUUGUAAAUCAUUGCAUGAACAGAAGCAUCGCGUUAACGCAGGCACGCUACCUGGAGAAGGAAGAGAAGUGCCUCCCUCCUCCAAGCAUCAGGGUUGUGGUCACGGUGGAGCAGACCGACGAGGAGCUGGAGAGAGCCGCGCGCACCAUCAAGGAGGCGGCCCGGGCCGUGCUGCUCUAGGUCGGGGCCUCGGGCCUGCUGGGCGGCCGCCACACGGCACACGCACGGGCCUCCGCGUCACUGCCUUGUGACCUGGGCGGGGCCUGCGGGGACCUGCGGGGGUGGCCGCCGGCUGCGUGGGUGCGGACUUGCCACCCAACCGCGAGGAGGAUGCUGGCUAGCUUUAAAAAGGAAACACACUGAAAGUCCAGGAACGGAUUUUUUUUUAAGAAGAGAACUAAUGACAGCAGAUAACUGGUAUUUAAAUUGUGCUAUUUAGUACUAUUUAAGUGUUCUACUGUACUAGUAUUUUAUAUUCUUUUUUGUUGUUUAAAAACGGAGCUUCAGUUCACCU
This is a messenger RNA of Lontra canadensis (Northern American river otter), 1943 nucleotides long. RefSeq names its product serine palmitoyltransferase long chain base subunit 1 (gene SPTLC1). The record is from RefSeq and is a predicted model, not a curated record. The transcript has 16 exons. Lineage: Eukaryota; Metazoa; Chordata; Mammalia; Carnivora; Mustelidae. The coding region runs from base 35 to 1609 and encodes 524 amino acids. Gene Ontology annotation, biological process: sphingosine biosynthetic process; ceramide biosynthetic process. Gene Ontology annotation, molecular function: pyridoxal phosphate binding; serine C-palmitoyltransferase activity. Gene Ontology annotation, cellular component: endoplasmic reticulum.